Molecule: messenger RNA, 2955 nt
Organism: Humulus lupulus (European hop)
Lineage: Eukaryota; Viridiplantae; Streptophyta; Magnoliopsida; Rosales; Cannabaceae
Exons: 4
Coding region: 1-2955 (984 amino acids)
Source: RefSeq, a predicted model, not a curated record
AUGGCGAUUGACAAGACUUGGACGACAUUGAGAAAUCGUGCUUGUCGAGAAUAUUGGAACGGUCUACAAGCUUUCUUGACGAUGGCGUCGGAAUAUAAGGAUUCCUCUGGUAGAAUUAGGUGUCCGUGUGUUAGAUGCAUAAACAAUAGGCUUGAAACUUUACCUAUGGUGAAAGCACACGUAUUCGAUUGGGGUUUUCAUCAAGGUUACGAGAAGUGGAUAUAUCACGGUGAAGCAGAAGCAGAUGUUGCCAAUGUGGUGGACACCAACGAUGAUGAUGUUGAUGAGAUGAUUCCGAUGGUCGAAGACUUCCUUCUACCUACAACCGAAGAAGUUGAAAAUAAUCCUGCGGCGGGACAAUUUUAUGACGAUCUGUUUGACGAGAUAGAGGUUGAGUUAUAUCCUGGUUGUAAUUGGAUAUCUUCUCUUAACUUUUUAGCAAAAUUAUUGCAUUUGAAAGUUAGAGGCAAGAUUCCGAAUAAAAUCUUCGAUGAAUUACUGAAAUUACUAAAGCUUGCAUUUCCGAAGGGAAAUAAAAUUCCAUCAACCUACUACGAGGCUAAAAAAAGAUUACAGAAAUUAGGGUUAGGGUACGAGUCAAUUCAUGUAUGUGAACAUGACUGUUGUUUGUUUUACAAAGAGCAUUCAACUAAAGAGACUUGUCCAAUUUGCGGAAGUAGUAGAUGGAUUUCUCCUGAAAAAACGGAUGGAAAAAAGGUACCACAUAAGGUGAUGCGUUACUUUCCAUUGACUCCGCGAUUAAAAAGACUGUACAGUUCAAGACUUACAGCGAAGCAAAUGUUAUGGCACUAUACUGGGAAAUCAAAAGACGAUGGGAUAAUGAGACACCCAGUGGAUGGGUUAGCGUGGAAGGAUUUCGAUGCCAAACAUCCUGAUUUUGCUAGUGAACCUCGGAAUGUUCGUUUAGGUUUAGCUGCAGAUGGUUUCAAUCAGUUUGGCAACAUGAGUCAAGCAUAUAGUAUGUGGCAUGUGGUGUUGGCUAACUACAAUCUUCCACCUUGGAUGUGUAUGAAAGAUAAUAAUUUCAUAUUAUCCAUUCUUAUUCCUGGACCAAAAUCACCGGGAAAGGACAUGGAUAUAUUCUUGAGACCAUUGGUGGAUGAGUUAAAGGAGUUGUGGGUUAAUGGUGUCGAUACAAGAGAUAGUAUAACCAACACUAUGUUCAAGUUGCGUGCAACCUUAUUGUGGACAGUUAACGAUUUUCCUGCUCGUAGCUAUUUAUCUGGAUGGAGUGGUCAAGGAUACAAAGCUUGUCCGACGUGUAAUGUAGACACAACUUCUGUUCGAGUAAUCGGUAAGACAUCCUACAUUGGUCACAGAAGAUUCCUUCCAAGUAACCAUCGAAUGAGAAGAGACACUCAGUUUGACGGAAAAAUCGAGAGAAGACGUCCACCAAGACGUUUUACUUGUGACGAAAUAUUAGAACAAGUAAACAAACUUGUACCACAAGUUCCUGGAAAACACGAGAUGUUUGGAGGUGUCAAACGUAGGCGUAUUGCAGAAGAUCAAAAUUGGAGGAAGAAAAGCAUAUUUUAUGAGCUUGAUUAUUGGUUUUCGAACACUUUAAAACAGAACAUUGAUGUCAUGCAUGUGGAGAAGAAUGUGUGUGAUAGUUUGUUAGGCACUAUCUUGGAUAAUGAUAAAUCCAAAGACACCACUAAUGCAAGACAUGAUUUGAAAAAGUUUGGAGUAAGGGAAUCGUUGUGGAUAUAUGAAGAUGACAGCGGAAAGUUAAUGAAGCCUCAUGCCCCUUAUGUUCUCACAUCUGAUCAAAGAAUGCAGUUUUGUAAAUUUAUUCGAGAUGUGAAAUUUCCAGAUAAUUUUUGUUCCAAUUUAAAGAAGAAAGUAAAUGCUGAUUUAACAAAUAUCAGCAGUUUAAAGUCCCACGACAGUCAUGUAAUAAUGCAACGAUUACUAUCAGUGGGUGUUCGCAAGUUUCUUUCAAAGAGUGUUGAAACAAGAUUUAAUCGUCUUGAUCGCAAUGAAGAUGAGGUGACACCAAGAAAUAUUUUUGUAUUUCAAUCGCAAUGUCGACCUAUAACAAAAGAAACUCUAAAGCCUCUUGAUCGUGUGACUCGUGAACAAGCAGAGUGUGAACACUUAGAAGAAAUCAAACACAAAUAUCAGGAUGGAGAUCAUAACAUUUUGCAUAAGAAAUAUUUUCAGCGAUGGUUUCACAAGAAGAUAUACGACUUACAAAAGCUUGGAUCGUUAGAUAAUGGUGACGAGUUGCUAGCUUUAGCAUCUGGAUCAGAUCAUUUAGGAGCUUAUUACGAAGGUUGUAUAGUGAAUGGUGUUCGAUUUAUGUCAACCAAACGAGAUUUAAAGAGGAGCACUCAAAACAGUGGAGUAUUUGUUGCUGGAACAGAAGAUUUUAACUAUUAUGGAAUACUUGAAGAAGUAUUAAAGUUAACAUUUACUGGCACAUAUUCUUUGACAUUGUUCAAGUGUAAGUGGUUUAAUACAGAUCCAAGAAGGAAGAAAAUUAUUAUAGAGAAUAAUAUUACUAGUAUAAACACUAACGGGGAAUGGUACAAGGAUGACCCAUAUAUACUUGCAAAUCAAGAGAAGCAAGUAUUUUAUCUCGAUGAUUUACUUAGAGGAAAUCAGUGGAAAGUUGUUGAGGGUGUAAACCAUCGACAAAUUUGGGACGUCGAGAACUGUGAAGCUAAUUCAGACAUUGAUGUGGUACAUGAUAUUAGCUCAUCAAAUUUUGUGUUGACUGUGGAUCUCGGCGAGUUGGUUAUGCUACCUACUCAAAAUUUGAUUGACAUUAGUACAGUACAAAAUUUAAAUGUUAGUCAAGAGGAUCACGAGUUAGGCGAUGAAGAAGCAGAUGAAGAAUUAGAUGAAGAAGAUGAUUUAUUAAUUGAUUUUUGUGAAGAUGAUGUUAAUGCUAAUUUAGUUAAUGAUGGAAGCGAUAGUGAUUAUUAG